AUGAAGGAGAUGCAGGCGAUAGAGACGUCGCAGCCGACGGUGGCUCCGGUGGUGCAUAGCCGACAAUUGGGGGCUCAGUUGUCGGGAAGUAUGAGUUUCAGUAGCCAAAUGUCGAAGGAAGACGAAGAGAUGUCGAGGACGGCUUUGUCGGCUUUUAGGGCGAAAGAAGAGGAGAUCGAGAAGAAGAAGAUGGAGAUUAGGGAAAGGGUUCAAGCUCAGCUUGGUCGUGUCGAAGAAGAGACUAAGCGUCUCGCUUUGAUCCGUGAGGAACUUGAAGGUUUAGCUGAUCCCAUGAGGAAAGAAGUUGCUUUGGUCAGGAAGAAGAUUGAUUCUGUCAACAAAGAAUUAAAGCCAUUGGCUCAUACAGUUCAGAAAAAGGAACGAGAAUACAAAGAAGCUCUUGAAGCUUUCAAUGAAAAGAACAGGGAGAAGGUGCAGCUAAUCACCAAACUAAUGGAGUUGGUGGGAGAAAGCGAGAAGAUGAGAAUGAAGAAGCUGGAAGAGCUAAGCAAGAACAUAGAUUCUAUACACUGA
Molecule: messenger RNA, 534 nt
Organism: Arabis nemorensis
Lineage: Eukaryota; Viridiplantae; Streptophyta; Magnoliopsida; Brassicales; Brassicaceae
Source: the annotation of a GenBank genome assembly